Mizuhopecten yessoensis (Yesso scallop) is the source of this 634-nucleotide messenger RNA. Its product is annotated as CD209 antigen-like protein E. Lineage: Eukaryota; Metazoa; Mollusca; Bivalvia; Pectinida; Pectinidae. The record is from RefSeq and is a predicted model, not a curated record. The coding region runs from base 27 to 548 and encodes 173 amino acids. The transcript has 5 exons.
UCAAUAUAAAAAUACAUACUGGAAUCAUGAGGGGACUCAGCAUUGCUCUUACUUUUCUUCCUCUGCUUUCUCAUGUUUGUGGAGCCUGUACUGGUGGUUGGCACUCGUUUCAUAAUGGGGGCCCGUGCUUCAAGGUGUUCCGUGAACAAGGAAUAAACUGGAAUGAGGCUAACAAAAGAUGUCUGGCAUCUGGGACCGUCCUGGCACAAGUACCGGACCACAGUACCCACACCCACCUCAUCAACCUUAUAUCGUCGGAGCACAUGGCUGGGUUUUUCAUGAUCGGUGCUACUAACUGGGGAGGCAGCUGGAAAUGGACUAAUCUCGGUAGUCACCUAACUUCUAGUCAUAGUUAUUGGCUGUCGGGUCAGGCAGACAACUACUGUCCUCCCUUCCACAUGUGUCAUGAAGGUCAACAUUGUGUAGCUUAUAGCAACAAAAACAGUGACCACUGGGGCUGGGACGACAUCACUUGCAGUGUUUCUAUUUAUGAUUAUUACAUUUGUGAAAAGAAUGCUGACGGCCAAAGUGGACCGAUUGUCGGAUAAAAGAUGUCUCUCCCGCAUUCAGUGACGAAGAAGCAAUCGAUACGUUCCAUCAAAUAUGUAUUCUAUUUGAAUAAACUGUGUUUAAA